UGCCAACAACCUUUGACCAUGAUCUCGUCAUUAGUCUGGGUGCGAAAAGGUGCUGCACAGCAAAUUCCGGACCGGUACCGUCUUACAGACGAAGAGUUCUCAAGUCUAGCGGACAGGAUCGGCGCCCAAUUGGAAGAUGCACGUGAAGGAUUGGAGGACGCCAAAAAUGUGGAUGUGACUAUGGACGACGAUAUUCCAGAUCAGCAGAAAGUUCAGACCGCUGGAAAUGAAAUGGAUGAGGAAUUGGCAGAAUAUAACCUAGACACAUACGACGAUGAUUCGGAACCUGAAGAAGAAAAUUCGACAGCCAUACCUCUCUUCAGUAAAAUUCAAGGGUUAACGUACCACGGCAGCAAUGACGAGGACCCAUAUGUCACAGUGAAAGAUCAAGAAGAUGAGAAUGAAGAACUUCGUGAGAUGGAGAUCAUGCCCGGCGAUAACCUGCUUCUUGCUGCCAAAACCGAAGACGAUAUCUCGCAUCUCGAAGUUUACCUGUACGAAGAGGAGGAAGACAAUUUGUUCGUUCAUCACGAUAUUAUGCUUCCCAGCUUUCCUCUUUGCCUGGAAUGGAUGGAUUUCAGGGUUGGGAAGAAGAAAGAUUUGUCCACACCUGGAAACUAUGUUGCCAUUGGAACAUUCGAUCCUGAGGUAGAGAUUUGGGAUUUGGACAUGGUCGACGCUGUGUACCCCGAAUGUAUCCUAGGCGGAACGUCGCAACCGGGCCUUGAUGCGGGGGAAGGUGGAAAGAAGAAGAAGAAGAAGUUUGGUCCUGCCCGUGUGGCCAAAAAGGCCAAUGCAGAGCGACAUGUUGAUGCUGUUAUGAGCAUCUCCUGGAACUCUUCGCAUCGGAAUCUCAUUGCGACAGGCUCAGCGGAUACUACAGUCAAGCUAUGGGACCUUUCAGCUCCCGAGAAGGCUGUUAGAAGCUUCACGCAGCACAAAGACAAGGUCCAAGGUGUUGCUUGGAAUAAGGGCGAGCCCACAGUAUUGCUGACGGGUGGCUACGACAAACGGUGCUGUGCCUUCGAUUCGCGUGCACCAACAGCCGUGACGGAGUGGAAGUUGAAAGCUGAUGUUGAAUGUAUCAAGUGGGAUCCUUUCCAUCCUGAGAGAUUCUUUGUAAGUACGGAGGAUGGACUGGUAAAAUGCUUUGACGCCCGCCAAAGCGGCACCGCGCCGCUUUUCACGCUCCACGCCCACGAUGCUGCUGUGUCUUCAUUCGACGUUAGCCCAGUCAUAGAGGGACUUCUGGUCACAGGCUCUACCGACAAAAUGGUGAAAGUUUGGAACGUCAAAGAUGCCAAGCCAAGCUGCCUGGUGUCGAGAGACUUGGAUCUGGGCAAAAUCUUUGCAGCCACCUUCUCCCCAGACUCUCCAUAUUGUGUCGCGGCGGCAGGAAGCAAAGGAAAAGUUUUGGUGUGGAAUCUGGAAAAUAACGCUGGUGUAAGACGAGCAUUCGGUCCCACUCAGUUCAACGAAACCGCUGUCCAAGCAAAUACGCCACGGAAAGAGAUUACGGGAGUUGAGUCGGAUCACGAGGGCGAUGAGGACGAAGAUGAGGAAGCCGUGGACGGGAUGGCUAUGGAUGUGGACCAGGAUCAGGACGAGGACGAUGAAGAUGAAGACGAAGAUCAUGUAUGAUAAGAGGUCUGUGAUGAUGGGGCGGCUAUGGUAGAAUGCAUCGCUGAGUUCCUUGUAGAUAGUCAUAAGUACGAUCAUUGUUCGCAUAUACACAACCCAAGUAUAAUAGCAUAUUUACUAUAAACAGAGUAAAAUCAAUAGCA
Spizellomyces punctatus DAOM BR117 is the source of this 1784-nucleotide messenger RNA. Its product is annotated as rRNA-processing protein PWP1. Bases 19 to 1641 code for a protein of 540 amino acids. Gene Ontology annotation, molecular function: protein binding. Gene Ontology annotation, cellular component: nucleus. The transcript has 3 exons. The record is from RefSeq and is a predicted model, not a curated record. Lineage: Eukaryota; Fungi; Chytridiomycota; Chytridiomycetes; Spizellomycetales; Spizellomycetaceae. Gene Ontology annotation, biological process: rRNA processing.